Theobroma umbraticum is the source of this 1697-nucleotide messenger RNA. RefSeq names its product Xanthine/uracil permease family protein (gene AZG2). Gene Ontology annotation, molecular function: purine nucleobase transmembrane transporter activity. Gene Ontology annotation, cellular component: plasma membrane. The record is from RefSeq and is a predicted model, not a curated record. NCBI's taxonomy places the organism in Eukaryota, Viridiplantae, Streptophyta, Magnoliopsida, Malvales, Malvaceae. Gene Ontology annotation, biological process: transmembrane transport; guanine transport; adenine transport.
AUGGGAGGUGAACUCUGUGCAAGGAUGGGAAUUGGCUUGUGCGCAAGGCUGGCAAGGUCAUGGAGAAAGAUGGAGAUGGCUCUCAAUGAUACAGUUUCCAAGAGCGUAGUUGGCAAGUACUUCAAGCUAGAAGCAAGGAAGAGUUGCUUCACAAAGGAACUGCGAGCCGGUACAGCUACUUUUCUCACCAUGGCUUAUAUCAUCACUGUUAAUGCUACCAUCAUUGCAGACUCCGGUGGCACGUGCUCUGCUGCUGAUUGCUCGGCUCCGGUGAACCAAACCGCUUCCCCGGAUUGCAUGUUCAAGCCUAACGCAGGUUAUGAAAACUGCCUCUCAAAAACUAAGAGUGAUCUUGUUGUAGCCACUGUUUUAUCAGCCAUGAUUGGGUCGUUUGCUAUGGGAAUUUUGGCCAACAUACCUUUGGGCUUGGCUCCAGGUAUGGGUCCUAAUGCCUACUUGGCCUAUAACUUAGUGGGGUUUCAUGGAUCUGGAUCUCUGUCAUACCAAACGGCAUUAGCGGUGGUCUUAGUUGAGGGCUGUGCUUUCCUUGCAAUUGCUGCCUUAGGGCUUCGAGCAAAACUUGCUAGGCUCAUACCUCAGCCAGUCCGACUUGCAUGUGCAGCAGGAAUUGGGCUGUUUAUUGCAUUCGUAGGGUUGCAAAUCCACCAAGGGUUAGGCCUAGUAGGACCUGAUCCAUCUACACUGGUGACAGUCUCAGCCUGUGCCAGCACAGAUCCUGUUACUGGCAAUUGCCUUGGGGGCAAAAUGAGAAGCCCAACAUUUUGGUUGGGCUUCGUGGGGUUUCUGAUCACUUGCUAUGGGUUAAUGAAGGAGAUUAAAGGCAGCAUGAUAUAUGGGAUUCUAUUUGUUACAUUAAUUUCCUGGAUUAGGGGCACUGCUGUUACAUACUUUCCUGACACCACACUUGGUGACGCAAAUUACAAUUAUUUCAAGAAAGUAGUAGAUUUCCACAAAAUCCAGUCCACAGCUGGAGCUAUUAGCUUCAGCAAUUUCAAUAGGAGUGAGGUUUGGGUGGCUUUGGCAACUUUGCUCUACGUUGAUGUGCUUGCCACAACUGGCACCUUAUAUACAAUGGCGGAAAUUGGAGGUUUUGUUGAUGACAAAGGAAGUUUUGAAGGAGAAUACUUGGCAUACAUAGUCGACUCUAGUUCCACCAUCAUGGCUUCGGCGUUAGGAGUAUCUCCGAUAGCCACCUACGUAGAAUCGUCGGCAGGUAUAAAAGAAGGAGGUCGAACAGGAUUAACAGCUGUGAUCAUCGGUGUGUAUUUCUUCCUGUCAUUGUUUUUUACUCCAUUACUGACCAGCGUACCCCCAUGGGCUAUUGGUCCUUCCCUAGUAAUGGUUGGAGUGAUGAUGAUGAAAGUGGUAAAGGACAUUAACUGGGGAAAUAUGAAGGAAGCAGCACCUGCUUUUGUCACCAUGUUGCUGAUGCCGCUAACCUACUCUAUAGCAAAUGGAAUUAUUGGUGGCAUUGGGCUUUAUGCUGCUCUUAGCUUGUAUGAUUUAGUACUGGAAUUGAUUAGGUGGUUGAACAAGAUGAGGAAAAUGGUAGUCUCGGAACAAAAUCAAGUGUCAGCUGCUACAACUGGGGCAGAGUCCUCGGUUGAAAUCAUUUGAAUGGUAGAGAAAUUAGUCGGAGUUUUUAUUAGGGGCUGCAAGUUUCUUGUAAACAAAAA